AUGUCCAAGAUCACAGUCGCCGGAGUGCGCCAGAAUGUCGAGAACCUUCUCAACUACUCUCUCAAUGAGAAGAAGCGUAACUUCAACGAGACCGUUGAGCUUCAGAUCGGCCUGAAGAACUACGACCCCCAGCGUGACAAGCGUUUCUCCGGCACCAUCAAGCUGCCUACCGUCCCCCGCCCCAACAUGGCCAUCUGUAUUCUUGGUGACCAGCACGAUCUCGACCGUGCUAAGCACCACAACAUCGAUGCCAUGUCUGUUGACGAUCUCAAGAAGCUCAACAAGAACAAGAAGCUCAUCAAGAAGCUUGCUCGCAAGUACGAUGCCUUCCUUGCUUCCGAGGGUCUGAUCAAGCAGAUUCCCCGUCUCCUCGGUCCCGGUCUCUCCAAGGCCGGAAAGUUCCCUACCCCCGUCUCCCACGCUGAGGACAUGGCCGCCAAGGUCACCGACGUCAAGUCCACCAUCAAGUUCCAGCUCAAGAAGGUUCUGUGCCUCGGUGUUGCUAUCGGCAACGUCGAGAUGGAGAAGGAGGCUCUUGUUGCCAACCUGAUGCUCGCCAUCAACUACCUCGUCUCCCUCCUCAAGAAGGGCUGGCAGAACGUUGGCAGUCUUGUCAUCAAGGCUUCCAUGUCUCCCCCCCACCGUGUCUACUAG
Molecule: messenger RNA, 654 nt
Organism: Penicillium digitatum Pd1
Lineage: Eukaryota; Fungi; Ascomycota; Eurotiomycetes; Eurotiales; Aspergillaceae
Product: 60S ribosomal protein uL1
Biological process (GO): translation; maturation of LSU-rRNA
Cellular component (GO): cytosolic large ribosomal subunit
Molecular function (GO): RNA binding; structural constituent of ribosome
Source: RefSeq, a predicted model, not a curated record